Molecule: messenger RNA, 1380 nt
Organism: Eutrema salsugineum
Lineage: Eukaryota; Viridiplantae; Streptophyta; Magnoliopsida; Brassicales; Brassicaceae
Product: F-box protein At1g49990
Exons: 1
Coding region: 13-1278 (421 amino acids)
Molecular function (GO): protein binding
Source: RefSeq, a predicted model, not a curated record
CGCAUUAUCCCAAUGGAGGUGGGAGGAAGAACAAUGCCAGAGGCGAUACUGGUGGAGAUAAUUGCAAGAUUACCUUUGAGAAUCAUCGCCAGAUUCAAAUCCGUGUGCAAGCAAUGGAAAUCAGUAAUCGAAUCCUUGUAUUUCCGUCGUUUCUUCAUCUCUCUGCACAAAAAAUCAUCUUCCUCCUGGUCUCUCAUGUUCAGGUCCGAUUAUACUCAUCCCAUCACAGAAGCUAUAAGCUUCCACGGAUGCCAAACAUCGGAUCUCCCCAAGUCUCUAGGCUCUUACAUCAUUCCUUCUUUUCAAAGGUAUCCAAAUCUACCUACCUCAAGAUACUUCUACGUAGCUUCUUCCAAUGGAUUGAUAUGGAUCAAUGUGUUCGUUACUCGCACUGAUAACAUGGCUUACAGUUACAAAUCCUUCGUUGGUAAUCCAGUUUUACAACAAUGGGUUGAAAUCCCUCCGCCUCCAGACCAAUGUACAGCCACUGGUUUGGUAACGCGUGUGGAUGAGAACGGCGCCGUUUCAGGGUUCAAAGUGGUUAGGACUUGUGACACUUGGAGGAGGACUGAACCUAGAGACAUGGGUGGGAUGUAUGUGUGGAGAGUUUUUGUGUAUUCGUCUGAGACAGGGACAUGGACUUUCAAGAGACUUCUCUCUUCUCAUCCGGUCAACUACACUGGCUCUUACCCUCCCGUGAAUCAUAACGGUAUGCUUUAUCUUCGGGAAAAAGGUUCGGAUCCUAAUGAACCUACUGGUGUCCUUGUAGCUCAUGACUUCUAUGGCCCUGAAGACGAUAAUCGAUGCCUGGUUAUACCUCUCCCUCUUAUGUCUAGCGAAAACGUUAGGAGAUGCUUGACUACUUCAGGGGAAGAUGUUUUCUAUGUUGAGAUACUGUGUCCAAGACUUAAGGUUUGGAGGCUGAAUAACAACUACUCUGUGAGUAGUGAAUGGUGGCAUUUGUCACGGGAACAAGAAAUCAACUUGGCGUCUGUUCUGGAUUGUUUUCCCAUGGCAGUGAAUCCGUUUGAUGCUGAUAUCGUCUAUCUGUGGAGUCAACAGCACGAAUGUUUGGUAUCUGGUAACUUACGGACACAAGAGUUUACUGUCCAUCGUCAAGAAUCAGAGAAUUGGGGUGAUAGUGAAGGUUGUUGGCGCAUUAACACGUCAGAUUCUAAGGGGUAUGUGGAAUAUAACUGCAAUGUAACCACGGUCUUCAUCUUAUCUCCAUUUGUGCUCCAACGGUGGAUGGAUUCAGUACCUUGUCCGUCAAAUUGAGCAGCCUUCUUAGGGAGUUGGUAACUUUUUUAACAUGUUUUUUUUCGGUGUUUACGUAUUUUGUUUCAUCCCUGAUUAUAAGCAGGACAUAUUUGUUAGCUC